This is a messenger RNA of Symbiodinium necroappetens, 621 nucleotides long. Lineage: Eukaryota; Dinophyceae; Suessiales; Symbiodiniaceae. The record is from the annotation of a GenBank genome assembly.
AUGCAGAUCAGGGAUCUGCGGCUUUGCAAGUAUGGCAUAAACAUGUGCGAGGCUGCAGAAAAAGGCUGGCGAGACUGCUCUCUCUUUGUGGAGCCCAUUCUGCGGUGCUCCGGACCAGAGCAACGCUGCAAACAAGUGUGCGCGUGGGCAGUGAGUACCACGGGGAUACGGGCUGCCUUUAACGGCUGCGGACGUCAAAACGGACGGCGUGCCAUUUGCGGCAUUGCUGUCAGCAUGACGAGACUCACCGCCGGCCGAUGUGCGGGGCCCGUGGCGCAGGCCGAUGUUGAAAAUUGCGAGGAGGUCACACAAAAGCUGGCCGCUCAGCUGGAUGACAUUGCCGAGAACAUGUCUCUUUCCACGAGUUGGGAGAGAUGGGAUGGCGCGGCCAGGCCAGCUCCGCUCCUUCUGAUGGAGGAUCCCAGAAUGAUCCGAACUGUCCUGGACUUCUACAUCUGGACCUUUGCUGUGCUGGGUUUCAUUUACCUUCCCUUCCCUCUUCUGAUCGUUCUUUGUUAUCAGUCACUGACCUGCGCUGGCCCCGCAUGGGAUUUAUUGUGUCCCUGGCGCCGGUCAUCAGCCAACAAUGGCCAGAACUACGUGGCUCUCGACCAGAGCUGA